Messenger RNA from Phycomyces blakesleeanus NRRL 1555(-), 423 nucleotides. RefSeq lists its product as hypothetical. NCBI's taxonomy places the organism in Eukaryota, Fungi, Mucoromycota, Mucoromycetes, Mucorales, Phycomycetaceae. Bases 1 to 423 code for a protein of 140 amino acids. The record is from RefSeq and is a predicted model, not a curated record. The transcript has 2 exons.
AUGUUAGAAAACUAUUUAAAAUAUCAAUACACUCAUUACGGAGGAAGAAUGGAGCACGGCCAUAUGCCUGCAUCCACAAACCCAUUAAUCAUCAGUCUACAAGACAAACACUUGCCCCUCCCUCAACAACAUUGGUUUGGUACAAUUGACCAUCCACAAAUCGUAGCAAAUACAUAUAACAGAACCAUAGCCGUAUAUUGGAAUACUCCAAGAGAAACUGGCGACUGUCUCUUUGUACCAUUCACCACCACACCAGACAAAUUCGAACCCAUUAUACUUAUUCUAGACAUCAACGAUUUUCUCCUUGCAAAACGCAAACCAACCAGAAACUUCAAUUGGCCGCAAAUAAACCCAUUUCACAAAGCCAUAGCUGUCCAGGCUACCAAGACUGUUCAGGCUGUCCAGACUGUCCCGCCAAUAUGA